AUGAAGGUCACUUUCCUCUCGCUCCUCUUGGUUUCGUUGCCUCUCCUCUCCACUGCAUCCAUCGAACCCUCGGCGCAUGUUCGUGCGCGUCAUCAUCGCCGCGGUCGAGGUUUGCACGCCGACCCAUCCUCCCCGUCCGACCCCGCCCUUUACUCGCGCGACCUCUUCGGCGAUCGUCCUCGCAUCCAACCGCGCUCCGAACCAGGCACCGCCAUCGCCAAAUCUUACACCAAAGUCACCGAUGAGGUGUUCGACUACGUCAUCGCUGGUGGCGGAACUGCAGGUCUCGCGCUCGCAGGUCGUUUGUCCGAAGACCCAGAUGUGACCGUCGCCGUUAUCGAAGCCGGUCACACUGGAUACGCCGAUGACGAGGCGCUUUUGGUCCCUGGCAAUGCUUACUUCAAGUCUUCAGUCGGGAGCGACCUCGACUGGCAGUACACCACGGCACUGCAGUCCAAGUUGCAGGACGCAUCCGGCAACCCACGCACCGCCAGCUGGCCUCGCGGUAAAGUUCUCGGUGGAUCCUCCGCCAUCAACGGCAUGUACUACGUCGCUGCCAGCAAGCGCGAGCACCAAGUGUGGGGUCGCCUUUCCGGCGAUCAAGCAACUUGGGGCUGGCACAGUCUUCGAGACGCCAUGAAGAAGUCCACCAACUUCACUCCCAACACGAUCAAACAGCUCGACGCUAGCAUUCAGAACCAGACCGAGCACAUGGGUGAUAAAGGUCCCGUUUCGAUCACCUAUCCUGGUGUCAGCUACCAGCCUGUCGCUGACUGGGUCCCCACUCUCGCCGCUAUUGGGCUUGACCACGCUGAAAGCCCGUACGAUGGUGAGAACCAGGGAGCCUUCAUUGCUACUUCCACCAUCAACCCGAAAGACUGGGAGCGAUCCUUCUCUCGCAGUGCUUACCUCGACCCCAUCGCCAACAAACGCAAGAACCUCGUCGUGCUUCCUAACCAGACUGUGACGCGUAUCAUCUGGGACACGGAGCUCGAUGACGAAGGCAACGUUCGAGCCCUUGGUGUCGAGUUCGCUGCUAACUCUAGUGCUCCCCGCGUCCACGUCACCGCGCGUCGCGAAGUCAUCCUCAGCGCUGGCGCCAUCGGCUCACCGCAGAUCCUCCAACUCUCUGGAUUCGGUUGCAAGGAGCUCCUCAAGAAGAACAACGUCACCCUCGUCAAGGAGCUUCCUGGAGUCGGCCAGAACCUGCAAGACCAUCUCUCUACCAGUGUCGCCUUCACCCCGGCUUCCGGCCUCAUCAUGCCCACCGCCACCAACCUCACCAAGCAAGCCUCGUUCGUCGACUCUUCCGUCGCCUACGUCACGCUCGAGAACAUGUACGGAUCCAACGAGACCACUGCCUUCCUCGCUCGAGCCAAGAAGUUUUCGGCAGACUACAUCAAGUCGGCCACCAACGUUCCUGCUGCCGUGCGCCGAGGUUGGGCGAAGCAGUACAAGUUCUUGCUCGAGGAUCUGCUUGCUCCCAAGAGCCAGCAUGGAUUCACCGGUGCCGCAAAAGGAGCCAUGGAGAUGCUUCUUGGAAUCAGCAACGGCGCAACCAUCCAGAUCGAGACCGCCCUGCAAGCUCCCUUCUCCCGCGGUUGGGUCGAAAUCGCCUCCAACGACCCCUUCGAUAAACCCACUAUCAACCCGAACUAUCUCCAACACCAAUCCGACGUCGAACUCCUCCGAUCCGGCAUCCAACUCGCCCGUAAAAUCGGCACCACCGCCCCGCUCUCCUCCCUCACUUCCUCCGAGGCCACACCGGGUGCCUCGACCACCUCGGACGCCGACAUCGACAAGUUCGUCGCAUCCAGCGCUCAGACCGAGUACCACCCGAGCUCGACCUGCAGCAUGCUCGACGAGGACGACGGCGGAGUGGUGGACAAUGAGCUGCGCGUCUACGGCACUGCAAAUGUUAGGGUGGUGGAUGCGAGCGUGAUUCCGAUCUCCUUGUCGAGCCAUUUGAUGUCGGCCACGUAUGCCAUUGCCGAGGUCGCGGCGGAUCUGAUCAAGGCUUGUCCGUUCGAGGUGGUCGAUGAAUGCGAUUGGGAUGGUGGUGAUGAUGAGGACCAGGAGGAGGCUAAGGUAUCAGCGGCGAGCAAGGCUGAUGACAAGGAGGAGGACUGCGAUGACGGUGAAGCGUAA
Molecule: messenger RNA, 2148 nt
Organism: Pseudozyma hubeiensis SY62
Lineage: Eukaryota; Fungi; Basidiomycota; Ustilaginomycetes; Ustilaginales; Ustilaginaceae
Product: choline dehydrogenase
Exons: 1
Coding region: 1-2148 (715 amino acids)
Molecular function (GO): oxidoreductase activity, acting on CH-OH group of donors; flavin adenine dinucleotide binding
Source: RefSeq, a predicted model, not a curated record